Molecule: messenger RNA, 1869 nt
Organism: Drosophila navojoa
Lineage: Eukaryota; Metazoa; Arthropoda; Insecta; Diptera; Drosophilidae
Product: glycerate kinase
Biological process (GO): protein phosphorylation
Cellular component (GO): cytoplasm
Molecular function (GO): glycerate kinase activity
Source: RefSeq, a predicted model, not a curated record
UCUUAGUAAACAACAACAGUUGUUUUCACCUACAAAUUUGACCCGGCAGCUGAUUGCCGAUAUGAUAAGUUAAAAAGAUUUCCAACUCGCAGCGUAUGGAAGUGCUGUUUCGUUUGUAAAUUUCCUUAAAGGCGCAAGCGUGGAGCGUAUCCUGACCGGACUAUCGUUGUCUGACGAUAUUAUUGGAGGAAUCGGCAUACGGAUUUGAAAAAGUGCAUCUCUCACAAGUGGAAAAUUGAGCUCAUCUGCAACUAAUCAUGGCAAAACGUCGGACGUGGGAGCAGAUGCGUCACGUUUUCCAGUGCGCCGUGAGAGCAGUGCAUCCGGAAAAGAUAUUCGAGGAUUAUAAAAUUCACGACCUGCGACCCUCAGCACAGAACCAGAGUGUUUAUAUCAAACUAAACGGAGAGCAACAUGACAUAACGGGCAAGACAUGUCACAUUGUGGGCUUUGGCAAAGCCGUGCUGGGCAUGGCCAACAAGGUGCAGCAGGAUCUGGGCGACUGCUCCGCUGGCGGUGUGCUAAGCGUGCCCCUCAACAGCGUGCAGCAGUACAAGCAGCCCAUCAGCCAGAAACUGAUCACAUAUGAGGGAGCGCCCAACAACUUACCCGACGAGAUGGCACUGAAUGCAGCGAAGGCCAUCAAGCAGCUGGCGGAGAGCAUGACUAGCAAGGAUAUACUCGUUGUAUUCAUUUCAGGAGGCGGCUCGGCGUUGUUGCCCCUGCCCAAGCCUCCGCUGACGCUGCUAGACAAGCGCACCAUAGCGGACAAGCUGAUGAAACACGGCGCCAGCAUUCAGGAGCUGAAUACGGUGCGCAUUGCCUGCUCGGAUAUUAAAGGCGGAGGACUGGCACGGGCGGCGCAGCAUGCGCAUCUGUUGGUCACCUUUGUUCUCAGCGACAUUGUCGGGGAUCCACUGGAGCUGAUUGCCUCCGGGCCGACCAUACAACCCAGCGGCAGGGGUGAAUCCGCCAAGGAUAUUUUGAUAAAACAUGAAGUGUGGAACACACUGUCAACGGAGCUGCAGCAGUUCUUCGAGCAGCAACCCAGUGAGCAGCAGCAGCAGCCACUCGACAAUGGCAAAGUCUUUGUGGUGGGCAGCAAUUUGGUGGCUACCACAGCAGCAGCCAAUGAAGCCACCAAGCUGGGCUACAUUCCCUGCGUACUGAGCUGCUCCAUACAGGGCGAUGUGAACAGCGUGACGGCGGACUAUCAGCGCUUGCUGCACGGCAUCCAAGAGUACAAGCAGCGCAGCAUCAAUCAAGAGCAGCUGCGCGACAGAUUCGCCUACGACGAAACGAGUUGGGAUGAAUUUCUCAAGGCGCUCGAGCAGCAUAUGACGAACAAUAAGCCACUGUUUCUUAUCUGUGGCGGCGAGCCAGUGAUCCAAGUCACGGGUCAGGGCCUGGGCGGACGCAGUCAGCACUUGGCGCUGCUCAUGUCGCAGAUGCUGCAUCGGGAUGAGCUGCUGAACGAUUGCAGCUUCCUGAGCGCCGGCACGGAUGGCAUUGAUGGGCCCACGAAUGCAGCGGGCGCCAUAGGCGACAGCUGCGUCAUCGAUGCCUACCUGGCUGGCCACACACUGGACGAGCUGGCCAACUGCCUGCGCAAUUGUGAUAGCUACAACUUCUAUAGCCAGCUGGAGAAUGGUGGCUUUCACAUGGUCCCUGGCCACACGGGCACCAAUGUCAUGGACCUGCAUUUCCUCGUCGUGCCGUAAGAGUUACGUUCGAGUUUCGCUGGAGGCUUAGCAGCUCUUGAAACCCGGCCGGAGGCAUAGUUUCAAUUUGUUUAAUAAGUGUACAGACAGUUUUUACGAUUUUCCUGUUUAAUUUUAGCUUAAAAAUUUUUACGACUCGUUUCAUUAA